GCGCGCGCGUUUGGUUUUCGGGUUCCCGAUUCCCCAAAAUAACAUGUCGUCUUCGGAGGCUGUAAUGACUUCCACUACAGCCUCUGGUUCGACCGAAUCUAGAUUACCUUCCUCUCUUCAACCUCAACCAGAGAAGCCUUUCCACUAUACGUACUUGAAGGAGUUUCGAGUAGAGCAGUGUCCUCUUUUCCUCCAGCACAAAUGUACAGCUCACAGACCUUUCACUUGUUUUCACUGGCAUUUUAUGAAUCAAAGACGGAGAAGACCAAGGAAAAAAAGAGAUGGUACAUUCAAUUAUAGUCCUGAUGUUUACUGCACUCAGUAUGACGAAACGACGGGAAUUUGCCCUUCGGGAGACGAAUGUCCUUACUUACAUCGAGUUGCUGGCGAUGUUGAACGUCGCUAUCAUCUUCGCUAUUACAAAACUGCUACCUGCGUAUACGAGACUGACUCACGGGGAUAUUGUGUAAAGAAUGGACCUCACUGUGCUUUCGCACACGGACCUCACGAUCUACGACAACCAGUUUAUGAUGUUAGGGAACUACAAGCAAUGGAAAAAGAAGAUGUUGACGGACAGCAAGGUGGAGAAAACAAGGCUGUUAUCGAAGAUCCAAGAUGGCAAGAUACCAAUUUUGUUCUAUCAAAUUACAAGACUGAACAAUGUAAGAAGCCUCCACGUCUGUGUCGGCAAGGUUAUGCUUGUCCAUAUUACCACAACACAAGGGAUCGAAGAAGAAGUCCAAGGAAAUUUAGAUACAGAUCAACGCCAUGUCCACAUGUCAAACAUAGUGAUGAGUGGGGAGAGCCAUCAAGUUGUGAAAUUGGAGAUAACUGUCCCUAUUGUCAUACAAGAACUGAACAACAGUUCCAUCCAGAGAUAUACAAGUCUACAAAAUGUAAUGAUAUGCAGCAGACUGGAUACUGUCCAAGAGGUCCAUUUUGUGCUUUUGCUCAUGUUGAUCAGGAAGCAGCAGUUGGUAGAGAGAUGGUUGAGGAUGAUUUUAAUGUGUCUUUGCCUUUAGGAAUGUUUUCUAUGGAUGGUUCUCAAACAACUAGCCAACCUCUACCAAUUGGUAAACCUUCAAGAUCAUUAUCUACAUCAUCUGUAGGAUCAGGAAGUUUUAGUGAACCUCUUACUCCUGGAGGUUCUUAUCCAAAGGCACCUGGAUCUGAGAGAUCUGAAAGAACUAGUAGCAGAGAAGAAGAUUAUCAGGCGGCAGUAAGGAGGCAACUUUUAACGAUAGAAAAUGAUCCAAGUCUGGAUGAGACAGAAAAGGCACGAAGAAAACAGAGUUUCAUAGCUUCAAGAGCAUCUUUUUCGUCAUCUUCAGGUUCUGCUCCUCCAACCCCUUCUAGUGUUUCUGCUUCUGCCCCACCGUUUUAUCCAGCUGCAGACACUGUGGAAUCUGUAGUGGAAAGUGCACUUGAUGAUCUUAAUUUAGAUGACUUUGAUGUAACAGAACUAGAAAAAGAGCUAAAUAAUGCUUCCCCUUGUUCUACAUCAUUGGGCGAGUCUUUGACAUCUUUAUCUAUAGCUACCAUAGAGUCAGCUCCAGUCAGUAUUCCAGGAUCUUGUCAGUCUCCACAAUCUUUUACACCACAGUCACCCACCUCUCCUUUAGGACAUUAUGCUUCAUCAUUUGGAUCAUCAACAUCACAUAAGACCAACCCUUAUAGAGCUAGUCCGCUUAUACGAAGUGGCCUCCCCAGCACGAUAUUGGAACCACUCAGUACCCAGUUACGCUCUCCCAAACAGCUUGGAUCUCCUCAGCAACCCUCGCCUAUGGAUUUUGGAGGUGGUGCCGGGGAAUUUCAAAGAUUAAACGAGGAAAUUAUGUUAGCAAGAGCAAAAUUAGCAUCGUGGGAAGAAUGUUGGUUACAAGCAAAACAAGCUUGUGAAGCAUGGAAAAAUGAAGCAGAUGGAUCCUCAAAAAAGGCCAAGGAAUCUCAUAAUGAAAAACUAGAAGCACUUUUAAAAUUAUCAGAGGCAGAAAGUAAGGCCUUGGCCAUGGAGAAAGAGAUAGAAUGUAUACGAAAUAAUCCAGACAUCCAUGUUCUUAGUACAAUGUCCGAUUUAGGUGAUAUGUCUAUUUCACAAUUAACAGAGCUACAUAGGCGAUUAACUUCUGAUUUACAAGAAUUAAAUAAGGUUAUGAAUGUCAAGCAAUCAUUGCUAUGUAGCCAGUGUCAAGAAAACACCCGUAGCAUUGUGACCCUUCCGUGUUCACAUUAUUUAAUGUGCGAUGCGUGUGCAGCAAAGGAAACAGAUUGUCCAAAUUGUCACAAACAAAUAACACAGAAAAUCAAAGCGAUCAUUCCAUGACCAAGGCCAUGUUUACCAAAUGAUCAAACUUAGGGUUUUGUCUCUUUAAUUAUGAGCAGGGUAGGUAAGACCUAGAAGUGAAAAUAUUUUACAACAUAUUAACAGUCAGUGAGCCGCCUUUUAUCGACAAUAUCUCUUAAUUCUAACCCGAAUUUGAUGUGGGUUUGCAGUCACGCUCGUUCUUUUUUAUUGAUUAACUAGCAGAUAAAAUGUUGGCUCGUUCUGUGUGUCACUUUGAUUCUUAUACUCUUUUCAUUCUUAAAGAGACCAAUUAUAUUGUUACGUAUUUCUUCAAAUGAAACAUUUUAGGUGUUAUUAUUAUUAUUAUAUGUAUAUAUAUAUAUUAGUAUUACCUUAGGGAAUCAAGGCACUUUUACCCUAAAUCCCUAGAGAAGCAAGUUAAGUGUACGAAUCUAGAUUUUAAGGUAUAAUUAUUAAGACACUAUUGUAUUAUUGCAAGGACAUUUAUUAGGAUUUUCCAAUGUUAACAUUUCCCCCCGGGAAGUUCAAAAUUUAUUAUUUGCAGCAAUUAAUUAUUGUUACCCUUGGAGAUGGUAGCUCUAUUGUGCUGGAUGUACAUUUUAUCCAGUGUAUUUAUCAGCACUUCUUAUGCAGAGAAUUAUUAAAAAAUAAAGAAAUAUAUACAAUUA
Molecule: messenger RNA, 2973 nt
Organism: Actinia tenebrosa (Australian red waratah sea anemone)
Lineage: Eukaryota; Metazoa; Cnidaria; Anthozoa; Actiniaria; Actiniidae
Product: RING finger protein unkempt homolog
Molecular function (GO): metal ion binding
Source: RefSeq, a predicted model, not a curated record